CGCGCAGCUCGUGAAGAGCUGCUGCUGCUGCUGAUCAAAGGUGUGAGCGCGCGUUGCGGCUGGCGCUCGCUCUUAUUUACAUUCAUUCACCUCACACUGCAUCAUAGAAAAGAUCUGUGAACUGCUGCCGCUGGUUAGGAAAUGGACUUUCUAAAGGGAUUAAUGUUGCUCUGCAAUGAUACAUCUCAAGCUCUAAAUUUGCAACACCACAAGCUGUUCCUUCUGAUAGUGUGGAAAGGAUUUAAACAGCCAUAAUACUGAAGAGGAUUUUUAUGACUUACGGUAUUUCCACAUUUUACCUACAUGUCAGAAAUGCCCCCUUCUGUUAAAUGGUGCAUUAGGUGGGCUGUUUGCUUGUCCUUUGUUCUGACACUGAUCCCCAGGACCAAAGGAUCUUCACUGAACUGUCACAAAAUGUGCAUAUGCGCCAGUAACAUUGUUAGCUGUUCCAAGAUGAACUUGACAUCAGUUCCAUCCGAUCUUCCUAACUACACAGCUGUGCUCGAUAUUAGCUUUAAUGAGAUAACCGGACUGCAUGCACAAUGGACCAAGCACAAACUACCCAAUCUCCACAACCUCUUACUUAGCCACAAUGGUUUGAAUUUCCUCUCUUCCGAGGCUUUCAUUUUCGUAAAGCAGCUGCGCUACUUGGAUCUAUCGUCUAAUAACCUGCGACAGCUGGACGAGUUCAUCUUUGAGCCCCUGAUACAUCUGGAGGUUCUGCUGCUCUAUAACAACCACAUCUCACAGAUCGACCGCACUGCCUUCUUGGGCCUCACCAGCCUGCAGAAGCUCUACCUGAGCCAGAACCAGGUGUCUCGCUUCCCUCUAGAGCUGGUUAAGGACAAGUCCCGACUAGAGAAGCUGAGUCUGUUGGACUUAUCUUCCAAUCGGAUCAAAGUUCUCCCCAUCAAAGAUCUGAAAGUCUUACCGGCCUGGAUUAAGAAUGGGCUGUACUUUCAUAACAACACCAUCAUCUGUGACUGCGAGCUGUACAGUUUGAUGGCUCACUGGUAUAUCCGACGGCUAAAUUCGGCUCUGGACUUUAAAAAUGACCACACCUGUAUGUAUCCUGGCCCAGAAAAGCGAGUGCUCCGUGUGUAUGAGCUGAACACUCAUAUGAACUGCAGCACUUUUACAGAAACAGAUGAGGAGGCUUAUUUGGAGCAGACGCUCACCCUCGGCUGUGACACCCGACAUCGGAACAUGUCCAAGACUUGGAUGCUACCUGGCAACGUAGUGGUCUCCCCUGGCAAUAACCAGAGUGCUCUGGUCCUCCCAGAUGGCAGGCUUGAGAUAAAAUCGAUAAGACCUGAGAACUCAGGUGUGUAUACUUGCUUCGCUGUGAGUGAAUACCUCAAUGAAACAAUCUAUGUGGUUGUGAAAGUCCACAACUUUACCAUGAGUGGCAACAGCGAGACCCUCAACACAGCUUACACCACUUUGGUAGGCUGCUUAGCUAGCGUGGUCCUGGUCCUUAUCUAUCUGUACCUGACGCCUUGCCGUUGCUUCUGCUGUCCCGAACAGGGCAAGUCAAAGAAUCAUCAUGAAGACAGCAUUCAUUCUUCCAUGCUCAGUGUCACCCCAACACAUGAGGAUAUGGCAACAAAAGCAGAGCUCAACAGGCAUGUGGCCUUCAUAGACCCCAAGGACCUGCUGGGGCAGAAUGGCAAGGUGAAUCCAAACGGAGACGAGGAUCUUGAUGAGGAAGCCAUGCAGGGAAAAGGAAAGAGGAAGAAAUCUGUGGCAGACUCGAUAAGUUCAGUCUUUUCUGAUACUCCUAUUGUGGUCUGAGGGAACGCUGUUAGCCAUCACCAUCAUUGAUGGAUGUGUAUUUUGAGAGGUUUGGCUGGAGACAAUUCAUUUUUGUGGCUUUCUUGGACAAAGAGACAGACGUUUACCAUCCUCAGUAUUUGGCUAUAUCUGCGAAACCUAUCCAGCAUUUUAAUGUGUAGCACUUAAGUAUAUACUGUGAAAAGGUCUUGCCAUAUUAGUGGACUCUAAACUUGGAGUGUUUAGAUGUACCUGUGAUUUUAAGCCCACUAAGUGUGACUAGAGGUAAUCUGAGUAAACAUCAAAUGUUUUUUCUCAAUGAUCAAGGUGAAGAACUAGGGAGCUAGCUUUCUCUUUAAGAAACUUUUGAACAUUAAUGCAUCCAGUAUAUAAUCAAGUCAUAAGCAUGAGUUUGCAGACUGCUUAUGUUACGAAGAAUAUAGCUCAGAAUGAAUCCCUUGUUGCUAAUAGAUCACAUUUACCACCUUUAAUGCUAACUGACCAACAUUAUCACUUUAUGUACAGCCAGAAUUGGUCAUUGUGGUAGGAGAGCAAUGCACUAUUGCACUGAAAUUAUGUGAAAUAUGUUUCCAUGACAGAUCAUGGUGUGUUGAAGGAGAAUGUCAAACUGUAAGUGUCACUUUAAAACCUAUUCAUUUUCAGUCUGCUUAUAUUAAAUAUACUAUUCAUAUAUAACAGGUAAUGCACAUGACCAUUUGAUGAUGACACUUUCAUUCAUUAAGUUAAAACAAAUAUUUACCUAAUUCUUAUAAAAGUAUGAUAGAAUUAUAAAAAAAAAUAUUUUUUAUUCUUUCCACUCUGACAGAAAGGCAGUAUGACUGUUUUUUGCCAUAACUGAACCAUGAUUAAAGAAAUAAUAUUAGUUUCCGGCUCUUUGAAUCUAGGCUCUCUUCAUUCGAAUUUUUUGAAGUCAGCACUAAUAACCUUUUAACUUAAAUGUUGAGUAGUAAUCAUAAUUUCAUAAGAACUAAUAUGGAGUUCUUUCGAUCUAUAUGAGACUAAGUGAAUACAUACUGUAAGUUCAACCAACAAUUUGUUGUUUUGUUGCAAUGGCAACUCCUUGCAUAAAGAAAUAUACAUUUACAGCUCUUUGAGCUCAUCUGUCAUGACAACCAGAGAGUGACAUAUUACCAAAAUGCUAAUAAAAUCUUUAAAUAGAAUGAGGUGUCCAACUGCCUGUGUUCUCUUCUCUAUAGCUGAGAUGAUUUAUACCCGGAUAUAAAAGGCAAAACCGUUUCGGACUGCUCAGAAUUCUUCUUAAUUUGCGUUCAUUUGCACUUGUGCUGGUUGGAGUCAGUGCUGACUCAUCCAUUGUCAGAAUGGAUAUAAUAUUUCUUGAGCCCCUGGAGCGACAAUGUAAUCUUUAUC
Molecule: messenger RNA, 3162 nt
Organism: Xyrauchen texanus (razorback sucker)
Lineage: Eukaryota; Metazoa; Chordata; Actinopteri; Cypriniformes; Catostomidae
Product: amphoterin-induced protein 1-like
Exons: 2
Coding region: 304-1794 (496 amino acids)
Biological process (GO): brain development
Molecular function (GO): protein binding
Source: RefSeq, a predicted model, not a curated record